AUGGAAAUUUGCCCCAUUUUUUUGCAUUUCGCGUUCAUUGAUUCGUUGCGUUUUCACCCUUGCUCCAUGCUACGACUGGUUACUUUUCUGCCUAAGCAUUUAAACCGGCCCAUCUCAAACCCGGGUUAUUGUGGGGCAAUUUCGUUUGGUCAGCUCUUGGAUAACUGUCCGUGCAAGCUUCAUCGUCAAAUAACAACAUGUACAUCGGUGAUGGCUGCCACUACAUCAACAACGAUCCCCUCUUCCGACGGUAACGACGUUGUGUUCCUUUGGUCUAGGCCAGUACUUCCCCCCAGAAAAGCGAACCAAAUCGCUUCCCCUCUGGCAACCCAGCACGCAAAGGGCCGGCACCGCCUGCCGCCCACGGGCCGAGUCACCAAACGAAGGACUCUUACAAAAGACGCUGAAAUCGUGUCAUCACGAAGUACGACGAUUCCCGAUUCCUGGAGAGGGAUAUUGAUCCUACUAGGCUACACCAGGUGUUCGACCAACCUCCCGGUGUACGGUUAUUUGGACAAGAGAGGCGUGUUUCGCCGUGGGCAGGAAACACCCCGGGCUGGUCACCUACUAGCUAUCGAUCAUGAACGUGUCGAGUAUAUCCAAUGCUUCCAAGAUAUGACUUCACGACAAGUGAGGGACAUGUGGCUUCAGAAGUUUGACCAGGCGAGGCGCAAAACAUUGUCGUCUGGUGAGAUUUGAGGGCCGUCGCAAAUCCCGGCCGCGGUUCUAGAUUAUAGCAGUAACUGGCAUCUACCCACCAUUAAGCACAUAUUCCCAGAAACGCAGGGGAUCUGCUUCUUGGUCUACAUCGCAACAUCGUGACC
Messenger RNA from Colletotrichum destructivum, 824 nucleotides. RefSeq lists its product as uncharacterized. NCBI's taxonomy places the organism in Eukaryota, Fungi, Ascomycota, Sordariomycetes, Glomerellales, Glomerellaceae. Bases 1 to 699 code for a protein of 232 amino acids. The transcript is spliced from 2 exons. The record is from RefSeq and is a predicted model, not a curated record.